Molecule: messenger RNA, 1733 nt
Organism: Pelobates fuscus (common spadefoot toad)
Lineage: Eukaryota; Metazoa; Chordata; Amphibia; Anura; Pelobatidae
Gene: DMRTA1
Product: DMRT like family A1
Exons: 2
Coding region: 156-1520 (454 amino acids)
Biological process (GO): regulation of transcription by RNA polymerase II; sex differentiation
Cellular component (GO): nucleus
Molecular function (GO): DNA-binding transcription factor activity, RNA polymerase II-specific; RNA polymerase II cis-regulatory region sequence-specific DNA binding; protein binding
Source: RefSeq, a predicted model, not a curated record
CUUCCAAGCAAAGCCUCUUAUUCCCUAGUCCUGAGCAACAGCUGAAAAUACAGUAAAGGUGCUGGGCCCUGGAAGGAGGGUAGUUGCUGGGAUCAUCUAUCAGAGAGACUCAGUGGAGAGCAGGACAGGGAUAGCGCACCUGUGGUACAGCAGCCAUGGACUGCACCAGCUCCAGAUCUCACCUGUCUCCAGGAUUGCCUCCACCCUCUACCUCAGCAUCCCUUUCCACCCCAUCAGCCAUGCCAAUACCCCCUGCCGUGCCAAUGCCCACAUCAUACCUACGCCCCCCAGCUCUGUUAUUGAGAGCAGCCGCCGCUGCUGCAGCUGCUGCCUGCUCCCCACGCAUGUCUAUGUCCCUGGACAGAGGAUCUGGGUCAGGUGGAGGGUCCUUGUUUCCAAGGACCCCUAAAUGUGCCCGAUGCCGCAACCACGGGGUAGUGUCAGCCUUGAAAGGGCACAAGCGCUUCUGCCGCUGGAGGGACUGUUCCUGCGCCAAAUGUACGCUGAUAGCGGAGAGGCAGCGGGUGAUGGCUGCGCAGGUAGCGCUCAGGAGACAGCAGGCACAGGAAGAAUGUGAGGUACGUGGGGCACAGCACUUCAUGUACCCAGUGCCUGGCACAGGAAGAGGAGAGACCAAUGGGCAAAGGGCACAGGCACUCCAGGCCUUCCACCAAGAUGGACAUAAAGGCUCUGACGAAACAGUUGAAAAACAAAAUCAAUAUUAUGAAAGAAUAUCAAGAACAAUGCUGCUUUCCCAGUCACAGUCCUCUCCUGCUGGCAUAAUCAAUGUAGGCCAGAGUUUGAAGAGUUCAGGUCCAGAAACCUCAAGCAAAGAAGAUAUGCAAUCUCCAGUAUCAGAAGACCGAUCUGAAGGUGAUGACAGUCAGAGCUCAGUAACUUCUUCAGACCCUGAAUCUGGAAAUGAAAGUGAGUGUCUCAAAGAACAGAGCAUUCCAAAUUCUAAAGUCCCAGCUAUAUCUUCUAGGCAUAGAGAUCCUCUAGAAAUACUUUGUAAAGUCUUCCCAAACCACAAACGAGGCACCCUGGAAAGCAUUUUGCAAUAUUGUAAAGGGGAUGUGGUCCAAUCCAUUGAACUGGUUUUAAAUGGAAAAGAACACAAGAACGAUGCCAAGAAUACUGGAAGUCCAUCAGGAUCUGAUCUUGGAACCUUUCAGCGAGAUUCAACUUUCAGUGUCACUGGUUUAGGGUUUGAUACAUUUGGAACUAAAUCUGCCUUUUCUCCUCUUUACACAAAUGUAUCCACUGUUGGAGGUGAUGCAAGUAUCUUUAAUCCUAGACUUGGGCUUAGUCCAUUGCGUUUGGCUUAUUCUACAUCUAACAGAGGACUCCCUGGGUUUAUGUCACCCUACAUAACAUCUGGGCUUAUCCCAUCUUUUCCUUUCCGACCCGGAAUGGAUUACUCAUUCCCUAGUAUGUUUCGGGACUCUUCUUAUUAUCCACGUAAGGAUACUAUGGCUGCUACAGGACUUUACACCAGGUUGAAUCAAGAAAAUCAGUAGCAUUCUUAUAUUCUUACUUAAUAUACAACAAAAGCCUCCACAGUGACCUUACUUGAGUGACCAUAACAGACUGUAGCUCAGAUGGAAUGUAUUUUUAGAUAUCAUUUGUAGUUAAUUAAACAAAUUUACAGGUAUUUGUUAUUCCUUCUAAUACCAAUAAAAUAUUUCUUAUGAUGAAAUUAUAUUAUUUUAUGUAUUAAUGCAAUAAAAGAG